Molecule: messenger RNA, 2766 nt
Organism: Schistocerca serialis cubense
Lineage: Eukaryota; Metazoa; Arthropoda; Insecta; Orthoptera; Acrididae
Exons: 4
Coding region: 1-2766 (921 amino acids)
Source: RefSeq, a predicted model, not a curated record
AUGAACAUUGCCGGACACUGGCAGGGCGCCAAGGCAAGGCUAAAAAACAGCCAAGGCAAGGCUCAAAAACAGCCAAGGCAAGGCUCAAAAACAGCCAAGGCAAGGCUCAAAAACAGCCAAGGCAAGGCUCAAAAACAGCCAAGGCAAGGCUCAAAAACAGCCAAGGCAAGGCUCAAAAACAGCCAAGGCAAGGCUCAAAAACAGCCAAGGCAAGGCUCAAAAACAGCCAAGGCAAGGCUCAAAAACAGCCAAGGCAAGGCUCAAAAACAGCCAAGGCAAGGCUCAAAAACAGCCAAGGCAAGGCUCAAAAACAGCCAAGGCAAGGCUCAAAAACAGCCAAGGCAAGGCUCAAAAACAGCCAAGGCAAGGCUCAAAAACAGCCAAGGCAAGGCUCAAAAACAGCCAAGGCAAGGCUCAAAAACAGCCAAGGCAAGGCUCAAAAACAGCCAAGGCAAGGCUCAAAAACAGCCAAGGCAAGGCUCAAAAACAGCCAAGGCAAGGCUCAAAAACAGCCAAGGCAAGGCUCAAAAACAGCCAAGGCAAGGCUCAAAAACAGCCAAGGCAAGGCUCAAAAACAGCCAAGGCAAGGCUCAAAACAGCCAAGGCAAGGCUCAAAACAGCCAAGGCAAGGCUCAAAACAGCCAAGGCAAGGCUAAAAACAGCCAAGGCAAGGCUAAAAACAGCCAAGGCAAGGCUAAAAACAGCCAAGGCAAGGCUAAAAACAGCCAAGGCAAGGCUAAAAACAGCCAAGGCAAGGCUAAAAACAGCCAAGGCAAGGCUAAAAACAGCCAAGGCAAGGCUAAAAACAGCCAAGGCAAGGCUAAAAACAGCCAAGGCAAGGCUAAAAACAGCCAAGGCAAGGCUAAAAACAGCCAAGGCAAGGCUAAAAACAGCCAAGGCAAGGCUAAAAACAGCCAAGGCAAGGCUAAAAACAGCCAAGGCAAGGCUAAAAACAGCCAAGGCAAGGCUAAAAACAGCCAAGGCAAGGCUAAAAACAGCCAAGGCAAGGCUAAAAACAGCCAAGGCAAGGCUAAAAACAGCCAAGGCAAGGCUAAAAACAGCCAAGGCAAGGCUAAAAACAGCCAAGGCAAGGCUAAAAACAGCCAAGGCAAGGCUAAAAACAGCCAAGGCAAGGCUAAAAACAGCCAAGGCAAGGCUAAAAACAGCCAAGGCAAGGCUAAAAACAGCCAAGGCAAGGCUAAAAACAGCCAAGGCAAGGCUAAAAACAGCCAAGGCAAGGCUAAAAACAGCCAAGGCAAGGCUAAAAACAGCCAAGGCAAGGCUAAAAACAGCCAAGGCAAGGCUAAAAACAGCCAAGGCAAGGCUAAAAACAGCCAAGGCAAGGCUAAAAACAGCCAAGGCAAGGCUAAAAACAGCCAAGGCAAGGCUAAAAACAGCCAAGGCAAGGCUAAAAACAGCCAAGGCAAGGCUAAAAACAGCCAAGGCAAGGCUAAAAACAGCCAAGGCAAGGCUAAAAACAGCCAAGGCAAGGCUAAAAACAGCCAAGGCAAGGCUAAAAACAGCCAAGGCAAGGCUAAAAACAGCCAAGGCAAGGCUAAAAACAGCCAAGGCAAGGCUAAAAACAGCCAAGGCAAGGCUAAAAACAGCCAAGGCAAGGCUAAAAACAGCCAAGGCAAGGCUAAAAACAGCCAAGGCAAGGCUAAAAACAGCCAAGGCAAGGCUAAAAACAGCCAAGGCAAGGCUAAAAACAGCCAAGGCAAGGCUAAAAACAGCCAAGGCAAGGCUAAAAACAGCCAAGGCAAGGCUAAAAACAGCCAAGGCAAGGCUAAAAACAGCCAAGGCAAGGCUAAAAACAGCCAAGGCAAGGCUAAAAACAGCCAAGGCAAGGCUAAAAACAGCCAAGGCAAGGCUAAAAACAGCCAAGGCAAGGCUAAAAACAGCCAAGGCAAGGCUAAAAACAGCCAAGGCAAGGCUAAAAACAGCCAAGGCAAGGCUAAAAACAGCCAAGGCAAGGCUAAAAACAGCCAAGGCAAGGCUAAAAACAGCCAAGGCAAGGCUAAAAACAGCCAAGGCAAGGCUAAAAACAGCCAAGGGCGGGCCAGUAUCAACAACGAGGCAGCUCAGGAGGAAGCUCAGGAGGAAGCUCAGGAGGAAGCUCAGGAGGAAGCUCAGGAGGAAGCUCAGGAGGAAGCUCAGGAGGAAGCUCAGGAGGAAGCUCAGGAGGAAGCUCAGGAGGAAGCUCAGGAGGAAGCUCAGGAGGAAGCUCAGGAGGAAGCUCAGGAGGAAGCUCAGGAGGAAGCUCAGGAGGAAGCUCAGGAGGAAGCUCAGGAGGAAGCUCAGGAGGAAGCUCAGGAGGAAGCUCAGGAGGAAGCUCAGGAGGAAGCUCAGGAGGAAGCUCAGGAGGAAGCUCAGGAGGAAGCUCAGGAGGAAGCUCAGGAGGAAGCUCAGGAGGAAGCUCAGGAGGAAGCUCAGGAGGAAGCUCAGGAGGAAGCUCAGGAGGAAGCUCAGGAGGAAGCUCAGGAGGAAGCUCAGGAGGAAGCUCAGGAGGAAGCUCAGGAGGAAGCUCAGGAGGAAGCUCAGGAGGAAGCUCAGGAGGAAGCUCAGGAGGAAGCUCAGGAGGAAGCUCAGGAGGAAGCUCAGGAGGAAGCUCAGGAGGAAGCUCAGGAGGAAGCUCAGGAGGAAGCUCAGGAGGAAGCUCAGGAGGAAGCUCAGGAGGAAGCUCAGGAGGAAGCUCAGGAAGUCGCGGGUGGAGAUUUUAGAAGGUAUAGGGAAUUUGAGCUGAAAAAUAUAUAUUAUAGUAGCUAA